GACAGGUAAACACGGAAGUAACACAACUGGCUGCGAACAAACGAAAUUAUUUUUUGAUCAUUUGACCGUUAAAACAUAUAUUCAAUGCCAUGAUUUUGUCCAGAAAUACACAAAUAUUUAACUUAUUUAGUGAGGUCGUUAUUGAGCGUUGAAGUUUACAUGACAAUGUGUAGUAAAACGUCUGGAUAUGGAUAUCGGUCUCUUCCGCAACGAGAUUCGAUCAAUGCCAAACCUGGGUUGUUCGUGGCGACAGAAAGCUUUGUCCAAUCUCCAUUCUACCACCAUAAAGGACAAGGACAUUCGUUUGACUACAUCCCCAACGUUGGAGACAACGACUACAGUGACUCCACUCAGGGAUGGCUGUCCUGGAUCUGCAAUGUGAUAGUCUGCUUCAUGGUGUAUAUCUGCACCUUCCUAACCUUCCCCAUAUCAGGCUGGUUCGUACUGAAGGUUGUCCCUAACUACCAGCGUAUCGUAGUGUUUCGUCUGGGCAGAGUGCGUCCUCCUAAAGGUCCAGGAGUGGUGUUGGUUCUGCCUCUUAUUGACCAGUGGCAGAGAGUUGACCUACGUACCCGGGCCUUCAACAUCCCACCAUGCCAGGUUACUACCAAGGAUGGAGGUAUGGUGUCUGUAGGAGCAGAUAUCCAGUUCCGCAUCUGGAGCCCGGUGAUGUCAGUGGUGUCGGUUCAGGAUCUUAAUGCCUCCACGCGCCUCACUGCCCACAAUGCCAUGACAACCAGCCUGGGCAGGAAGAGCGUCAGGGAGAUUCAGACUGAGAGAAUCAAACUGGGAGAACACCUUGGGAUGGACAUCAAUGAGAUGACCAAGCCGUGGGGUCUGGAGGUAGACAGAGUGGAGCUGACUGUAGGUGCUGUCCUGAAGCCCCCACAGGACUCUCCAUCUGGGCUUGGCUCUGUCAUCCUACCCCCCUCUAUCCCUGGUCUCGAGGGCCUGGCCGGACCCAUACAACAGCUGGCUAUGCACUUCCUGGGCAACAUGGCUGGCAGUAACAAUGAAGCUCCCCUGGUUAGGACAGAGGACAGCAUCAGCUUCUCAGAUGAGGUGAGCAGUACUCCCCGGGCUAUAAGUUGUACUGAAGCCGGGGACGGAGCUGUAGCUGUAACCAGGCCCACGCCGGUGCUGGAACUGCUGAAAGAGCUUCUCCUCUCAGAGUCUCUGGUCAGUCAGGUGGGAGCCUGCUUCCUGUUCCUCCUCCAAUCACCUGACGGACAACAGACAAGCUAUUACGUAGACCUCAGCCAAGGCAGUGGUUCAGCCGGACCAGGACCCCCUCCGGAGGGCCAGGUACCAGACGUCACCCUCAGUAUGACGGACCAGGACCUGCUGGCUAUGUUCAAGGGAACCCUGCGACCCUUCGCAGCCUACACCACUGGACGACUCAAGGUCCAGGGAGACCUGAAGACUGCCAUGAAGCUGGAGGAACUCAUUAAACUACUCAGGCCUUAACCAGAGCCAUAUAUUGAUACAUGUAAAUACACGGUUCUGGCCUUAACCAGAGCCAUAUAUUGAUACAUGUAAAUACAUGGUUCUGGCCUUAACCAGAGCCGUAUAUUGAUACAUGUAAAUACAUGGUUCUGGCCUUAACCAGAGCCGUAUAUUGAUACAUGUAAAUACAUGGUUCUGGCCUUAACCAGAGCCGUAUAUUGAUACAUGUAAAUACAUGGUUCUGGCCUUAACCAGAGCCGUAUAUUGAUACAUGUAAAUACAUGGUUCUGGCCUUAACCAGGUCCUAGAUAGGGAGCAAAUAUGAUUUCUGCACUUUUAUCUCUAUGAGUGAUCAAACAUCUGAAUACAUAUAGUUCACAUAUACCAUCUCUUUGAUGUUGUGGUUUAAUACCUGCCACUAAGAAGCUUGAGGAUUGAUCAAUACUAGUUUCAUUGUAGCCGUUUAUGUAGCUUAUCAAUACCUUACGGAGUCAAUAUGAGACAAAUAUGUAAAGACCAUCUCAAUAUCACGUGUUGUGGACAAUACUUAAGAUAUGAAUACAUUAACAUGUGUGACAUGGAAUUGUGCAGCCAGCCAAAAUAAUUAAGGUGUUUUCUUAUUUGAAAAAGAAUAACGCCAACAUCUGUUUUUUACAUGAAACUCGCCUAUCAGCAAUAAAAUGCGAAAGGUUUGGGCAAGCUUGGGAUGGGUUGGCAUUCUCCUCCACCUAGAUCCACUAUCAAUUCUCAUGGAUUAAAAAAGUCCCAUUACAGAAAUUACUACAGACCCAAAUGGAGAUUUUAUAAUGGUAAAAGGAAACCAUGCACAAGAAAAAGUUACUUUACUGAAUUAUUCCCCAAAUGAAGACGACCCAAAGUUAAUGACCUUUAUACUAAAACGAUCUCAAUGUAAAGACAAUAUGAUAUUGGGGGGAGGGGGGGUUGGAUUUGAACUGUGUGGAAUGCAUCAACUAAAAUAUAUACUCUUCCUAGCAUGUCUAAGGUAUUAGAGAGAUGGUAAAUGUGAACUGUAUCUAUUCAUUAAACCGCAACAUCAAAGAGAUGGUAUAUGUGAACUGUAUCUAUUCAUUAAACCGCAACAUGAAAGAGAUGGUAUAUGUGAACUGUAUCUAUUCAUUAAACCGCAACAUCAAAAAGAUGGUAUAUGUGAACUGUAUCUAUUCAUUAAACCACAACAUCAAAGAGAUGGUAUAUGUGAACUGUAUCUAUUCAUUAAACCGCAACAUCAAAGAGAUGGUAUAUGUGACCUGUAUGUAUUCAUUAAACCACAACAUCAAAGAGAUGGUAUAUGUGACCUGUAUGUAUUCAUUAAACCACAACAUCAAAGAGAUGGUAUAUGUGACCUGUAUGUAUUCAUUAAACCACAACAUCAAAGAGAUGGUAUAUGUGAACUGUAUGUAUUCAUUAAACUGUGGAGACAGAAACA
This is a messenger RNA of Coregonus clupeaformis (lake whitefish), 2893 nucleotides long. RefSeq names its product stomatin (EPB72)-like 1 (gene stoml1). The transcript has 7 exons. The record is from RefSeq and is a predicted model, not a curated record. Bases 160 to 1467 code for a protein of 435 amino acids. Gene Ontology annotation, cellular component: plasma membrane. NCBI's taxonomy places the organism in Eukaryota, Metazoa, Chordata, Actinopteri, Salmoniformes, Salmonidae.